Messenger RNA from Fraxinus pennsylvanica, 4242 nucleotides. The record is from the annotation of a GenBank genome assembly. NCBI's taxonomy places the organism in Eukaryota, Viridiplantae, Streptophyta, Magnoliopsida, Lamiales, Oleaceae.
AUGCUUGAUCUACCCAAUCAGGAUAUGGCUUCGUCUAUCCCGAUUCAAGUAUUUUUCAAGGCAGGGAGAUUUUAUUGUGAAAUUGAAAAGAUAAAAAGUGAGCAACUGUUGCAACGUGAGAAUGACGAGGAAAGGAAUGGACAAGCUGCCGAUGAGUCCGAGGACGAGGAUGAGGAAGAGGAUGUAGAUUUCAAUCCUUUCCUGAGAGAAACUCAUUCUGUAGAAGCUUCUUCAAGCUUGAGUUCUGAAGUUGAAGGCUUGGAUGUGGAUGUUGCUGAUAGUGGGGAAAACACUUCUGCAGCCUCCCUUAAAAAUUCUGAGGCAAAGCAUGCAAACCCUGUGCAGAACUAUCCUAUUGGGGAUACUGAGUAUGGCGAAGAGAUUGUGAUGCAAACUAUUGUUUCCUCUGGAGAAGCAUUGGCAAAAAAGUCAGACAUAACUUCUACAGUUACUGAGAGAGAACUGGCUUUGAUUUCUCAAUCUGAUAAUGGAUUUCCAUGUGAUAAGAAGAAUGAAUCAAGCAGCAGGGCAGAUGCUAGCAAUGCUGCAGAUUCUGGGAAGCUCAUUACGGAUGUGGACCCUGAGGAUGCCAUCUGUAUGCGAACUAGGGCUCGCUAUUCUCUUGCCAGCUUUACACUUGAUGAACUCGAGACUUUUCUUCAAGAAACAGAUGAUGAGGAUGAACUUCAAAAUGUUGACGAUGAAAGAGAAUAUAGGAAAUUUCUUGCAGCUGUUUUACAAGGUGUAGAUGAUUCCCAGAAUUUAAAAGGGAUUGAAAAUGUUGAUGAUGAAGAUGAAGAAAAUGAUGCUGAUUUUGACCUUGAACUUGAAGAGGCAUUGGAAAGUGACCCUGAUGAGAUUGAAGAGCGAUCAAACACUAGGCUAAAUAGACGUCAAAAGGCUUCUCUUGAACAUAGCAAGGUGUCAGGACAGUCGAAUAGACCAUUACGGCCCUUAUUACCAUUUUCAUCAGUUGGAUCUUUUCCUACUUAUGAUGGGAAACACCUGCUGCCCAACAUUUCUCCACCCUAUAUGCCUCCUGUAAAUAAUGGUCUGGUGAAUGGAUUCACUCCGCAUCAGAUAGGACAGUUGCAUUGUCUGAUACAUGAGCAUGUGCAGCUUCUUAUUCAAAUUUUUUCUAUUUGUGUUCUAGAACCUGCAAAAGGCCACAUCGCUACAGAACUUCAAAAAUUGAUUUUAGAGAUGCUUCAAAAACGUGAUGAAGUAUUGUCAUGGAGAAGGAUACCAUAUCCCAGUUUUUGCUUCUUCUUUCCAUAUAUUCAUCCAUCAUUGCCAGAUGAGCUUCCCAAGAAUUUGCCACCAGAGUGCAACAAUGAAAUUUCUGAUACUUGUGAUGUCCAACAAGACCGGCUUUCUGCUAGUAACACAGCUUUGCAUUCUGAUACAAAUUCCCUGUCUGAUGGGAGAUAUAAGGUUCCUCCCAGUGAGCAGGUAGUUUGUUUUCAAACUCAGGAAUGCACCUCUUGGGUCCCUUGUAUUAGUGGUCUGGUGCUGUCUAUUCUAGAUGUCGCUCCACUCCGUUUAGUUGGAAACUAUAUAAAUGAUGUUUCUUCUGCUGCCCGAGCAUAUGAGCGAUGUCAAAUUGGAGUAGGUUUUGAUACUCACUUCGAAAGGGAACCCUUGUUUCCUCUCUGUAAGUUUCCCAGUUCUUCUGAACCUGAUGGUCAGGGUUUGAUUCUUUCUUCGCCAGCCAGCAAAAAAAAGCCCAAGAAAACAAUGUCUGCAACACUAAUUGAGAAGGCGAAAAAUCAAUCUGUUGCUCUUGUUCCCAAGGAAAUUGCUAAAUUAGCCCAGAGGUUUUGUCCAUUGUUUAAUCCAGCCCUUUAUCCUCAUAAGCCACCUCCUGCAGCUCUUACAAGUCGUGUGCUGUUCACUGAUUCAGAAGAUGAGUUAUUAGCUCUGGGAUUGAUGGAAUAUAACUCUGACUGGAAGGCUAUUCAGCAGCGAUUUCUUCCUUGCAAAUCUAAGCACCAGAUAUUUAUUAGGCAGAAGAAUCGUGUGUCAUCAAAAGCGCCAGAAAAUCCAAUAAAGGCUGUACGGAGGAUUAAAAACUCCCCCUUGACUUCUGAGGAGAUAGCACGUAUUGAAAUGGGAUUAAAGAAAUUUAAACUCGACUGGAUAUCCAUAUGGAGAUUUUUGGUUCCUUAUAGAGAUCCAUCCUUGCUUCCACGACAGUGGCGAAUUGCUUUCGGUACACAGAAGUCAUAUAAGUCCGAUGCAAAGAAGAAAGCUAAGCGGCGUUUAUAUGAAUCAAAAAGAAGAGCUAGUAAGCCUCCUGUUUCCAUUCAGCAUUCGUCAUCUGAAAAAGAGGGCGGUAGCACUGAUAAUGCCAUUGAAGAAGGUAACAAAGCAGAUAAUUGCAUGGAUUGGGAAGAUGAAGCUUAUGUUCAUGAGGCAUUUCUGGCCGAUUGGAGGCCUGAUAACUCUAACAUCUCUUCGAAAUGUCCUACUCGCGUACCCUCACUGGAGGGUUCUCAAGUCAGAGAAGAGAUGGAUAAUUCUGGUGGUGGAGACAUCAAUACCCAAAGUUGUACCAGGUCUUCGUCUGCUUCAAGGUUCUCUGUCUCCCAAGUAGUUUUGCGACCUUACAGAGCUCGUAGAGCGAAUAAUGCACGCUUGGUGAAAUUAGCUCCUGAUUUGCCUCCUCUAAAUCUUCCACCUUCUGUUCGGAUAAUGUCACAGUCAGCUUUCAAAUGCUCCCAGGGAGGUGGAUCAACGAAGAUUUCUUGCACUGAUUCUGGUAUUGGUGUUACUGUGGCAGAAAACACAGCUCUGCAAGUUGUGUGUGCCACAAAGUCAGGAGUUGAUUCUACAGUGGAACCUGGGCAUAUUAGGAGUGUUUCAAUGAAAAAUACAAUUAGUAAUCAACAUCAAAUUUUAGAGAGCUUAAAGAAUAAAUGUUCAACAGAAGAGAGAGGUGAUCCAGAUCUGCAGAUGCAUCCUUUAUUGUUCCAGGCACCCAAAGACGGUGCCUUACAGUAUUAUCCAUUGAAUUCCAGUACUAGCACAUUCAAUUCUUUCAGUUUAUUUUCUGGAAAUCAACCGCAGCUGAAUCUUGGUCUUUUUCAUAAUCCCCGUCAUAUAAGAGACGCUGUGAAUUUUCUUUCUAAGUCAUCCAAGCCUCUGGAAAAUAAAUCAUCAUCAUCAGGCAUGGACUUUCAUCCACUUCUGCGAAGAGCUAAUGAUGUGGAUUCUGAUAUGUUAGAUGCACAUUCUGCGGCCAAACUGCCUUCUAAUGCAGAUUCAAGGCAAAAAGAUGGUAGUUUAAGUGCCUCCUGUAGUAAACUCCCCUGCCCUAGUGGAAAAGCUAUUGGACUUGACUUGGACAUUCACCUGAAUUUCACAUCCAGGAACAAUAAAUCUAUUGAAAACAGAAAUAUGACCGAAAAUUGUAUAGACAAAUUAGUAAAUGCUGCAGAUUCUGGAAGCAUAGAAUCUGAAAGUGCGAAAGACUCUAGCAAGCAGAGGGAUCCUACUCCAGAGGGAAUCAGUGACAAGCUGGAUUCAGGUGACCAUGUGUUGGAUACUCUUAGAAAUGAAAGAAGUGAAAAAAUUGUUGAUGACAUGGGUGAGGAGUCCCUCCCAGAAAUUGUGAUGGAGCAUGAAGAAUUGAGUGACUCUGAGGACGAAUUUGGGGAAAAUGUAGAAUUUGAGCACGAAGAAAUGACAGACUCGGAAGGCGGCGAUACAUCUGACUCUGGACAGUUUGUUGACAUACCAAAUGAGGAAGUACAUCAAGACAUAACAGAUGCGGAUGCAGAUUCCGAUGAUCAAAACUUACUAAAUACCAAUGGUGAUCCUGGAGGCAGUAUAUGUAGACGCUUAGAUGGAGGCUCAACUGAAUUAGGGUUGGCUGAAAGGAGGGCUAAUAUUGAGUCAAGUGCUUUACAUUUAAAUUUGAAUUCCUGGCCUCCAGUUUCUCCCAUUGCAGAUCCCAAGAAAGCUAAAACAAUGUAUAAUUUUGGACCAUUUGGUGAAAAUCAAGUUCCUGCUUCCAAAAGAUAUGUCAAGCUGGAGAUAAGUCAGACCGGUGCAGAGAAGCUCUCGAAGGACGUGCAGCAUCAGAGCAUGGAUUCUGAUAAUGACCCUGCGCUGAGAAAGCCCAGCAAACGUGUGUGCCGAACUGAUUCUAGUGCUGGCUCAGAAAAGGGAACUUCAAUCGUCAAUAUUGAUAGGAGUGUAGAGAACCCAAAGAAUGGGACUGUAGAUGAAUUUGGUUGA